This is a messenger RNA of Octodon degus (degu), 2458 nucleotides long. RefSeq names its product solute carrier family 2 member 2 (gene Slc2a2). Bases 59 to 1633 code for a protein of 524 amino acids. Lineage: Eukaryota; Metazoa; Chordata; Mammalia; Rodentia; Octodontidae. The record is from RefSeq and is a predicted model, not a curated record. Gene Ontology annotation, biological process: D-glucose transmembrane transport. Gene Ontology annotation, cellular component: brush border; membrane. The transcript has 11 exons.
GCUAGAUAUUCCACACUCAGUACAGGACCUGGAAUUAAGAGGACUCCCAACCCACACAAUGGCAGGAGAUAAGAUUACUGGAACCUUGGUUUUCACUGUCUUCACUGCAGCACUGAGUUCUUUCCAGUUUGGAUAUGACAUUGGUGUGAUCAAUGCACCUCAACAGAUAAUAAUAUCUCAUUAUAGAAAUGUUUUGGGUAUUCCACUGGAUGAUCGAAAGACUACCAACAACUAUGUUAUCAACACUACAGAUGCACUGCCCACACUCCCACACCCAGGGAACCCAACACCAGACCCUUGGCCUGAGGAAGAAACUACAACAUCUACUGGCCUAGUCACCAUGCUCUGGUCCUUGUCUGUGUCCACUUUUGCAGUGGGUGGGAUGAUUGCAUCGUUCUUUGGUGGGUGGCUUGGAGACAAGCUUGGAAGAAUCAAAGCCUUGUUGGCAGCAAACAGUCUCUCAUUAGCCGGAGCUCUCUUGAUGGGGUGUUCCAAAUUGGGACCCUCUCACAUUCUCAUAAUUGCAGGAAGAAGCAUAUCAGGACUCUACUGUGGACUAAUUUCAGGGUUGGUCCCAAUGUAUAUUGGAGAAAUUGCUCCAACCUCACUCAGGGGUGCGCUUGGCACCCUUCACCAGCUGGCCAUUGUCACAGGCAUUCUUAUUAGUCAGAUUAUUGGCCUUGACUUUAUCCUGGGCAAUCAUGACCUAUGGCACAUUCUGUUCGGCCUAUCUGCUGUGCCAGCCCUUCUGCAGUCUCUGUUACUACUCUUCUGUCCAGAAAGCCCCAGAUAUCUUUAUAUCAAGUUGGAAGAGGAAGUCAAAGCAAAGAAAAGCUUGAAAAGACUCAGAGGAAGUGAUGAUGUCACCAAAGACAUGAAUGAGAUGAAAAAGGAAAAAGAUGAAGCAUCAAGUGAACAGAAGGUCUCCGUGACUCAGCUUUUCACUGAUUCCAGCUACCGGCAGCCCAUGAUCGUGGCACUGAUGCUGCACAUGGCUCAGCAGUUUUCUGGGAUCAAUGCAAUUUUUUACUACUCAACCAGUAUUUUUCAGACAGCUGGCAUCAGCCAGCCUGUUUAUGCAACCAUUGGAGUUGGUGCCAUCAACAUGAUUUUCACUGCUGUAUCAGUAUUGCUUGUGGAGAAGGCAGGACGGCGCUCUCUGUUUCUAAUUGGAAUGAGUGGGAUGUUUUUCUGUGCCAUCUUCAUGUCCCUAGGACUUGUGUUACUGGACAAGUUUGCUUGGAUGAGUUAUGUGAGCAUGACAGCCAUCUUUCUCUUUGUCAGUUUCUUUGAAAUUGGGCCAGGCCCUAUCCCCUGGUUCAUGGUAGCUGAGUUCUUCAGCCAAGGACCACGCCCUACAGCUCUAGCGCUAGCUGCCUUCAGCAACUGGGCUUGCAAUUUCAUUAUAGCUUUGUGUUUCCAGUACAUUGCGGACUUCUGUGGACCUUAUGUGUUUUUCCUCUUUGCUGGGGUGGUCCUGGCCUUUACUCUGUUUACAUUUUUUAAAGUUCCAGAAACUAAGGGAAAGUCUUUUGAGGAAAUUGCUGCAGAAUUCCGAAAGAAGAGUAGUUCAGCCCAACGGCCGAAAGCUCCCGUAGAAAUGGAAUUCCUUAGACCCACAGGGACUGUAUAAAGAUGAUUUGCUUUUUUAUAUGAAGAAAACAGGAGAGAAAUAUAUUUUAAUGAUUUUUUGAGGUUAUACACACAUUUCAAAGUAUUAUUUUAUUGUUAAAGAAUUUUAUUGACUCUGAUUAGAAAUACUAACAAAUGUUACCAAGGAAAGUAUUUUUUUAGAGGCUCAAUCUAUUUUUAGUAGACUUUGUAACUAAGUAAAUAAAAUGACUAGCUAGCUUGUUUUGGUACUCUAAAUGACAAUGAUGUUCUAAUUUGCUAUUUUAAAUUACACUGUUCCCCUGAAAUUCAAGAGCUUUUAAUAUAUUAUUGCUUCAUUACAUGAGCGACAGGAAUCGUGAAGAUACAACUAAUAUUUAUAUAUUUAAAUAUGGUUAAACUGUAAUUCACUGACCCAUAGCUAGUGGCAGUAAGAUUCAUGUUAAAAUCAACUUUUCUAUUUCUCUUAUUCACCUAUCUUGUUUAUUAGAAUUUGUACUUUGUUUAACAUUUUAGUUUUCUGCACCCUCAUGCAGAAUGAUUUACUGAAUACCAUAAAAUAUAUUUAUGAAGAAAAACAUUUAUUUCAAGAUCCGAAGUGAGCAUAAAUAGUCUAAGAGCUCUAUGCUAGACUGAACUUUAGACAAAAAUAUAGAGACUUUGAGCAGGGGAGGAACAAGAAAGUGUUCCUGGGUGGCUCCAGUUCACUUUUUUAGCAUGCUAAUGGCCUUUGGGAAGUCCAGUGUUAUGAUGAUAAAGGAAUCUGCCCCUUUUUAGGGGAAGAACGCCAUUUAUAUCAAAUCACAAUUCUUGUCUCAUUUACUAAAAAAAUUAAUUAGUAAAGUUU